Molecule: messenger RNA, 1470 nt
Organism: Apis dorsata (giant honeybee)
Lineage: Eukaryota; Metazoa; Arthropoda; Insecta; Hymenoptera; Apidae
Exons: 2
Coding region: 57-1340 (427 amino acids)
Cellular component (GO): nucleus
Source: RefSeq, a predicted model, not a curated record
UUAAAUUAAAUAAAUAAUAAAUUAAAUAAAUUAUUAAGAAAAGACUAAGAUUUAAAAUGAAUAAUAUUAAAAUAAUAAUGUUUAAGCUAUUAAGAACAUAUUUCACUAAAUCUAAAUGUGAAUCUGUUGGUAUACGUAGAAAAUUAAAAAUAUCGAAAAUGAACGAAUUUGACAAUAAUUUUGAAGAAAUGGAUCAAGAAGACAGUGAAAUAUACGAUUCUGAUUUUAUGACAGUAGAUACAUCUUAUAAAAAUAAAAUCAGAGAAAAUAAGAGAAUCCAAGAACAAUUAAAACGUCGUAUUAUUAAAAAUAAAGUUUUUAAAGAAAGAGAACCAAAUUUUCUUACAUUUGUUGAAAAGGAUCAAAUAAAAAAACUGCAUGAGAAUAAUCCUGAAGAAUGGACACCUGAAAAACUUAGUGAAAGUUUUCCAGCUUUACCUAAUACCAUAAAAAAAAUCUUGAAAAUAAAAUGGAUACCAAAAUCAGUAGAAAGAAUUCUACAAUAUGAUAAUAAGGUUAUAGAAAAUUGGAAACAAUUAAAAACUGGAAAAUUGGUAGUAAACGAUACCUUAAAACAACAUUUAAUGAAAUUUAAAGAUAGAAAAAUUCAAUUAUGUGAUAAGGAAACUUUAAUGAAAAAUUUUAUACCUCCAGAAAUAAAACUUCCAAAACCCAAAAGUUCAUUUUUUUCUAAUAUCAUAAAAAACUCUACUGAUAAAGAAUCAAUCAUAGAAAAUAAAUUAUUGAUUUCAUCAGAGAAUAAUAUAAAUAAAGAUACAAAGAACUUUAAUAUAACAGAGAAGAAAGAUAUAAAAUUAUUCAAGGAAACAAAUAAUUCUAUUAAUAUAUAUAAGACAGAAAAGUAUAAUACAAAAGAGAAAACAUUAUUGUUUGAAGAAUUCAUGAAAAACAAAUUAAAUAAUCCGAAUGAAAUAUCUCAUGAAGAAAAAAUAGCACUUAUGAAUAUUUAUAAAAAAUAUGUAGAAUCUAAAAAUUCAGAAGAUACAAGUUUUAAUAUAAUGAACAAUAUUAAAAAAGAUGCUAUUGAAAAAAAAAGCAUUAGUAUAACAAAGACUCUAUCUGAUAAAGAUAGUAUUCAAAAUAUUAAGAAAAUUAAAAAAAAUGAAAUUAAAUUAGCAACUAAACUAAAUGACAUAAGUUUAGAUACAUAUAUAAAAGAACGAAAUUCAUUUAUGGAUACAAAUUUUGAAUAUUCAAAACAUAUAAAAAUUCCUCAAAAUGUUUAUAAACAAGGUAUGACAUAUAGAAUAAAAGAUUGUUAUUAUGACGAUGAUGGAGAGUUUUUAUAUAGAAUACCAGGAUUAAAAGGAAACAGUUAAUGAAUUAUUAAAGAAAUUUUGUAUAUUUAAUAUUUUUAUUUUAAAUAUAUUUAAAUAAUAAAGAUAAAAUAUAUAUAAAUAUUUUAAAUAUAUAUUGUAUGUAAUUAUAAUUAAAUUAAUGAAAAAAAAA